AUGUUUGUUAAAAGAUCUGAUAUACCUUAUUUAAUUUUUGCAUCUUCUUUGAUGGCCGGCUCAGCAGUUGCUACUCCUUUACAGACGGUAAUGUAUGGUAAUAUUUUUACUAAGUUAAGUGAUUUAUUUACAGGAAAGAUAGACACAGUUGGAAGCUUUAUCCAACAAGUAAGAUUAUUAGCGGGAGCAAUUAUGAUUAUAGGAGCUUGUAAAAUGAUCUUUACAUUUCUUGGGGUUUACUUUUGGAUGAAAUUCGGUGAACAACAACAGACUAGAGCUAGAAAUGCAUUAUAUGCACAAAUAUUUAAAAGAAAAAUUGAAUGGUAUGAUACUACAGAUAAUUUAAUGGGAGAAGUUUCUCAAGUGAACCGUUGUGUAGAAGAAUUAAGAGCUGGUUGUGCUGAAACAACAGGUUUAUUUGUUCAAUGUAUAGCUUCAAUCAUUGCCUUAUUAAUUACUUCAUUAUAUCACUCAUGGUCAUUGACAUUAGUUAUUAUGGCUAGUUUCCCAGUUAUGGCCUUUGUAGGUUGGUUCUUUGGAAAAUUAACUUAUACCAAUCAGGAAAAGGAGAAUGAAAUGACAGCUAAAGCUUCAAAAGUUUUAGAUUGGACUUUGGUUUAUGGUAAUGUUGUUAGGCUUUUUAAUGGGAAAUAUAUUGAAAUGGUCAAAUUUGGUAAAUUAGUGGAUGCAUCUGCCGAAUACUUUUAUAAACUUUCAAAUGCAAUUGCUGCAAAUGGAGCACUUCUAAGAUGCUUAUCACUUUUAAUGUUUGUACAAGGGUUUUGGUUUGGUAAUACCAUGAUUAGACUUGGAAAAUUAGAGAUUAACCAAGUAUUUACAUGUUUCAGUUCAUGUCUAAUGCUUGGAUCGUCAGUUUCAGAAUUGGGUCAAAUUUUAGCUACAUUGAACAAAGCCCAUGCAGCUGCUGGUAAGAUUGAUAUUUUCCUUGACCCUUCUAACAACAUAAAGCAAUCACCAUUACUAUAUCCCAAUAGAUGUUAUGGACAAAUAGAGUUCAAAGAUGUUAAAUUCAGAUAUGCAAGUAGACCUGAGUUUGUUUUGAAAGGUACUUCUUUUAAAUUGAUGGCAAAUGAGUUAAACUUCAUUAUUGGUCAAUCUGGUAGUGGGAAAUCAACUGUUACCCAUCUCUUGAUGCAGUUAUAUACCCUUAAUUCAGGAGAAAUACGUGUUGAUGGUUUUGAUAUAUCAAAUAUUAGUCAAAAGUGGUUAAGUGAUAAUAUUACUUUGGUUCUACAAAAUCCUGUAAUUUUCAAUAGAUCAUUUAAAGACAAUAUUGGACUUUCUGUGAUUAAUAGGUUUGACUCUUUAAAGGAUAUUCCCGAUUUACUAAUUAAUGAUGCUAUAAACUUUUCAUUAUUGGAUGAAGUUGUUGAUAAUUUAGAACAAGGUUUAGAUACCAAACUUUCACAGACACUUUUAUCUGGUGGUCAACAACAAAGAUUAGCCAUAGCUAGAGCUAAAAUCAGAGAUACCCCAAUCCUUAUUCUCGAUGAAGCCUUUAGUGCUCUUGAUAAUGAGAAAAGACAAAUCUUAUUUUCAAGAAUUAAAAAGUGGAGAACUGGGAAGACUACAAUUAUUAUUACUCACGAAUUUAGUCAGAUUGAACCAAAUUAUUAUACCGUAUUAAUUGAAAGUGGAAUAGUCAAGCAACAAGGAGAAUUCCACACAAUUAAAGAUGUUGUUUAUAAGGAGAAGACUAUUGUAAAGCCUUCUACAGCGGAUGUGAAACGCAAACGAGCAAACAGAGAAUCAGUUUACGAUUUCAUUUCCAAUCCUGUGAUUUUAAAGGAUCUUGAAAAGCUUAGCAAUUCAGAUGGUAAAGAAGAGGAACCAGUUCUUGGGAUUAUUGCCAUAUUGAAGUAUUGUCAGAAGACAAUGCAGAGAAAGGAUCUAAUAUUCAUGGGCUUAUUCUUUUCAGUCCUAGCUGGGAUAGCCAAUCCAGUUUUCUCAUUUUGCUUUUCGCAGCUAUUGAAUAACAUGAUGAAUACUUCUAUAGGAUUACAUGUCACUUCCGCAUUAGUUCAAUGGUCAUGUAUUGUGAUUGGUAUAGCAGUAGCCACUGGUUUGGUGAAUUAUUUGGCUCAAUACAUUCUAGCAAUAGCUGGAGAGAAAUGGAUAUUAUAUCUUAGAAAAUUAUGUUUCACAAGGAUUAAUGAACAGGAUAUGAGCUACUUUGGACUUGAUAACACUAAACCUGCUGAAAUUACUGCCCUUUUAAUGAAUGAUACUCGUGAUUUGAGAGCAUUGGUUACUCAGUUCAUUUCAGUUAUUAUUAAUUUGAUUGUUAUGUUAUUAGUAGGGGUUAUUUGGUCAAUGGUUUUAGGUUGGAAGUUAUCAUUAGUUGGACUUUCAUUUGUAGUAUUAACUUUAUUAAUAACCAGAGUUUAUGGUAUGCUUUUACAAUCUUCAGAGCACAAGUAUAAAACAAGUAUAGCCACAUUGGAAAAUCAUAAUCAUGAAACUGUUAGCUCGAUAAAGUCGAUUGUACUGCUUAAUUUGAGUAAGUAUUUUAAAGAUGAAUUUGAACAAUUUAUCUAUGAGGUUAAUAACAAUGCCACCAUAAGAGCUAUACAUACAGGUAUGGGAUUGGCAUUGUCUGAUCUUUGUAAUGCGAUUGCAACAGGUGUGAUUCUUUAUUAUGGUAUGGUAUUGGUAGGUAAUCAAGAGUAUACAAGAAGUCAAUUAUUAGAAGUGGUUACUGUUUUAACUCUAACCUUGACUAAUGCAGGGGGAUUAUUAAAUCAAUUUCCAGAAAUUGCAAGAGGUCAAAGAGCAGGAACAUUCAUAAUUAAAUUAUUAGAGUUAGAUUCCUCUAAAGUUGAGAAUGAUGGAGAUAUAAAGCCAAUUAGACUAAAGGAACCAGUGAUAUGUUUUAGAAAUGUAGAUUUCUCCUACUCCGGAACAACUCGAGUAUUAAGAAAUGUAUCAUUUAAUAUUCAUAAGAAUGAAACUAUUUGUCUUCUUGGAGGUUCAGGAAGUGGGAAGUCUACUGUCACAUCUUUAUUGACAAGAUUAUAUGGUGGGUACAAUGGGAAUAUUUAUGUAUCUAAUUUUGAUAUUAAUGAAUUGGAUAUAGAUUGGUUGAGAGAAACCAUAAGUGUUGUACCACAAUUUCCAAGGUUCUUUGAAGGAACGAUGAAAGAGAAUUUACUAUAUGGAAUUAGUCCUCAACAACAAGUUACUGAUGAGAAUAUUAUUGAAGUAUUAAAAGUAGUAAAUAUGUUUUCUUAUGUAGUUUCACUUCCAGAUGGGUUAAGUACUAAAAUUGGAGAAGGUAUGAAUUCACUUAUGUCUGGAGGUCAAUUACAAAGAUUAGCAAUUGCUAGAGCUCUUAUUAGAAAUCCUAAGAUUUUAAUUAUGGAUGAAUGUACUUCUAAUUUAGAUCCAGACAAUAAGAAAAUGAUUGCUGAAUUAAUCCGUGAUAAACUUGUCAAUAAAUAUACUAUAUUAUUGAUAACUCAUGAUGUUGAAAUGAUGAAGUUUUCAAGAUCUAUAGUAUUAAAUCAUGGACAUAUAGUAGAAGAAGGUAAUUAUGAUGAACUUUACAAUAAAAAAGGUGAAUUAUAUAAAAUCACAAAUGGUUUAAUCUAG
Molecule: messenger RNA, 3612 nt
Organism: Scheffersomyces amazonensis
Lineage: Eukaryota; Fungi; Ascomycota; Pichiomycetes; Serinales; Debaryomycetaceae
Gene: HST6
Product: ATP-binding cassette alpha-factor transporter
Exons: 1
Coding region: 1-3612 (1203 amino acids)
Biological process (GO): transmembrane transport
Cellular component (GO): membrane
Molecular function (GO): ATP binding; ABC-type oligopeptide transporter activity; ATP hydrolysis activity
Source: RefSeq, a predicted model, not a curated record